Eimeria maxima is the source of this 585-nucleotide messenger RNA. RefSeq lists its product as hypothetical. The transcript is spliced from 2 exons. Lineage: Eukaryota; Apicomplexa; Conoidasida; Eucoccidiorida; Eimeriidae. The record is from RefSeq and is a predicted model, not a curated record. Bases 1 to 585 code for a protein of 194 amino acids.
AUGACAGAUAAAGAAAAAGAGGGAGAAGAGGAUCUUUCUUCUCCCUCUCCUUCUACUGCAGCAGCAACAGCAACAGCAGCAGCAGGAGAAGAAGAAGACCAACAAUCCUCUGCAGCAUCAGCAGCAGAAGACGAAGAGGAAGAAGAACAAUCCUCUGCAGCAUCAGCAGCAGAGGAGGAAGAAGAAGACGACGGCGAAGAAGAGGAGGAACAAUCCCCUGCAGCAUCAGCAGCAGAGGAGGAAGAAGAAGACGACGGCGAAGAAGAGGAAGAACAAUCCCCUGCAGCAUCAGCAGCAGAAGAAGGAGAUGAUGAUGAAGAAGAACAGUCUUCUACAGCAGCAGCAGAAGAAUCAGCAGCAGCAGCAGCAGCAGCAGCAGCAGAAGAGGAACAAGAAUCGCCUAAAGCAGACAAAGAGUUAGAUACAUCAUCAGAGACAGCUACAACAGCAGCAACAGCACAACCAACAACAGAACCACCACCAACAGGAGCAGAAGCAGGAGAAGAAGAAGAAGAAGCAGGAGGAGGAGGAGGAAAGGGAACAAAUUCUUCUUCUUCUUCUUCUUCUUAUAUAAUGGAUGGAUAG